UUUGUGUACAAUCGGAGGACAGCCACAUCUGAAAAUACAACAGAAGCGGCGGCAAACAGGCACCAGGUCCAUCUCUCCAAAUCACAUGCACUAUACAACUGUCUCUACAUAAAAAAGAACACAAGGAUUCUAUUUUUACCCAGGAAGCAUGAACUCUCUGUCUGGUAAAAGUGUGCUGUCUCUUUGUAGACAGACCACUAGCUCCAUUCGAGUGUUAGCCUACAGCCUCUUUGAGACACAAAGAGUGUGCCAUUCAGACACCACCUCCAAACCUGGCAGUAUCAGUACCAAAAAACGGGGCUAUGACAUCACAAGGAACCCUCAGCUUAAUAAGGGCAUGGCGUUUACCCUUGAAGAGAGGCUGCAGCUAGGCAUUCAUGGCCUGCUGCCCCCGUGCUUUCUCUCCCAGGACGUCCAGGUGCUCCGGGUCAUGAAGAGUUAUGAGACACGUUUCAACCCCCUUGACAAAUAUAUCUUACUAAUGUCUUUACAGGACAGAAAUGAGAAGCUCUUCUAUCGUCUGUUGACCUCGGACAUUGAGGAGUUUAUGCCUAUAGUUUACACUCCCACUGUGGGUUUAGCCUGUCAGCAGUAUGGCCUGGCAUUCAGGAGACCACGCGGCCUUUUUAUAACCAUUCAUGACAAGGGCCACAUAGCCACCAUGCUGAACUCAUGGCCAGAGGAGAACAUCAAGGCCAUUGUGGUAACUGAUGGUGAAAGGAUCCUGGGGCUUGGAGACCUUGGUAGCUAUGGAAUGGGUAUUCCAGUGGGCAAGAUGGCUCUAUAUACAGCCUGUGGAGGAGUUCACCCUCAACAUUGCCUGCCUGUGCUGUUGGAUGUUGGCACUGAUAAUGAGACUCUCCUAAAUGAUCCCUUGUACAUUGGACUAAAGCACAAACGAGUGAGAGGAAAAGAAUAUGAUGACCUGGUUGACGAGUUCAUGCAAGCUGUCACAGACAAGUAUGGCAUGAACUGUCUGAUUCAGUUUGAGGACUUUGCAAACAGCAAUGCUUUCCGCAUUCUUAAUAAAUAUCGCAACCGUUAUUGCACCUUCAAUGAUGAUAUACAAGGCACAGCAUCAGUGGCUGUUGCUGGCAUUCUUGCUGCUUCCAAGAUCACCAAAAAUAAAAUAUCCGAUCACACUUUUAUGUUUCAAGGAGCUGGAGAGGCUGCUAUGGGCAUUGCGCAUUUACUCAUCAUGGCCAUGGCUAAGGAAGGAGUGUCACAUGCUGAUGCUGUCAAAAAGAUCUGGAUGGUGGACUCGAAAGGACUAAUCGUCAAAGGAAGAAGUAAUUUAAACCAUGAGAAAGAAGAGUUUGCCCAGGAGCAUCCUCAUAUAAAAACCCUAGAGGAGGUGGUGGAGACCAUUAAGCCCACAGCUAUCAUUGGUGUGGCAGCUAUUAAAGGAGCCUUUACAGAAAAGAUCCUAAAGGACAUGGCCUCCUUUAAUGAAAGGCCUAUCAUCUUUGCCCUCAGCAAUCCCACCAGCAAAGCAGAGUGCACAGCGGAGCAGUGCUACACACUCACUGAGGGUCGUGGCAUUUUUGCCAGCGGCAGUCCUUUUAAGAAGGUAACUCUACCAGAUGGACGCAUUUUCUAUCCAGGCCAGGGGAACAACGCUUAUGUGUUUCCAGGUGUGGCGCUGGGGGUUAUUGCCUGUGGAGUGCGCCAUAUAUCAGAUGAUAUUUUCCUCACUACAGCAGAGGCAAUAGCUGACAUGGUCACUGAAGAGAACCUGGCUGAGGGCAGACUUUACCCUCCCCUCAGCACUAUCAGAGAAGUGUCCUUCAAGAUUGCUGUAAAGAUUGUGGACUAUGCCUAUAAGCACAAUAUUGCUUCCUGGUAUCCUGAGCCCAAGGAUAAAGAAGCCUUUGUGUUGUCGCAUGUGUACAGUGCCGACUACAAUUCCUUCACACUGGACACCUACAGAUGGCCCAACGAAGCCAUGGCGGUCCAGGAUGUGUAGUUGCUCUAGCUGAUAGCUUCUCUUCUUUUGAUAUGGGAAAGAGAUAUAUCAGACAUAUAUGCAUUAGCCAUUUAUCAUCUAGCAUUAUGUUAUAGUUCAUAAUAGUGUAACCUUUUUAUUUAAUGCCCUAUUUCUGUAUGUUUACACUUUUCAUUAGUCUAAAAUUUAGAUACCUAGUUCUGAGUCACUGCCUUUACUUGCAGGCGCCAACGCAUCUGCCAAAGAUACUGUUUAUGCUGCUAAAGCUUAUACUCAAAUGCUUAGGCAACAUAUUUGUCAGGAAAACAAUAUUUUGGUUCUAUGAUUUGCUUUUUACUCCCAAAUUUUAAUAAGCAGUACAAUCUCCAAGCUUUCUAACAUUAAUCAUUCAUUUAUUUACCUCCUUGUUUUAAACACUCCUAUUUUUUCUUUUUUUUUUUUCAAAGUAGCAAUUUGUUGACAGUAUAUUUUUGAUGUUACUGCCACAAGUUGCAAUGAUGCAGACAUUUUUGUUUUUAAACUAGGUUAUUUGGCUUGAUGUAGGGUGUUUAAGGUUUUUGGCUGUUUGUCUUUUUAAAAAAUCUGCAAAGGAUGGCAUGUAUUAAAUAUAUUGUUCGCCAUUAGUGGCAAAUUUUAUGUUGAACUUAAAGGAUAGCGAUUUGUUUCCUGAAGUUCCCCAUAUAUUCUCAGUGGGUAGUUAAAAAUGUAUUCAAGUAGUCAGUGCUGUUUUAGAAAUUAUUGUGAAGUAAUAACAUUUAUGAACAUGCUUUGCUUCGAGUAAUGCACUAUCAAAAUAUCUAUUUUUUUAAGAUAUCUAAAACGAGAAACCAACAGGGGUAUAAAUUUAUUUCAUAAAAUGAAUUUUAUGCUUAGAACGUUGUGGCAAAAUUUUUUAAAUCUCAGUUUUCUAGCUAACAUUAUACAAUCACUAAAUAGCUGCUUUAUUGUAAUUAGGGCUACAGUCCAGAGCCUAGCCGAAAACACAGAUUGCCAGUCCAUGGCAUUAUACAUCUGCUUAAUCACUCACUCGAUUACACCUAGAGGUGCAAGACCAGACCAGCCAUUCAAUUUACUGGCAUGUUGUUGAGCAGUGGAAGCUAAAUUAUUGAUACUAAGGAUGAUCUGCACAGAAAAGUCAACAUCUGAACUAUGCAAAACAGCUAGAGGCAUUCUGAAUUAUUUUAACUCCUAGGCCACAAUCACAAGGUAUGUCUGGAGGUAGAAAAGCAGAAUUUCAUUAAAAAAAACUUUACUUUGCCACCUGAUAAGAAUAAGGUUGAAUGGGGGUACAUAUCCAGGAUAGUUCAGUAACAGAACAGGGUGCCCCAGCAAUGUAGAGUUCAAUUUUUGUUUCUUAUCAUUACAAGUCAAAUAAAUCUAAGCAAUAAGCUAAAAUCUAAGAA
This is a messenger RNA of Trichomycterus rosablanca, 3348 nucleotides long. RefSeq names its product malic enzyme 3, NADP(+)-dependent, mitochondrial (gene me3). NCBI's taxonomy places the organism in Eukaryota, Metazoa, Chordata, Actinopteri, Siluriformes, Trichomycteridae. The record is from RefSeq and is a predicted model, not a curated record. Gene Ontology annotation, molecular function: NAD binding; malate dehydrogenase (decarboxylating) (NADP+) activity. Bases 149 to 1966 code for a protein of 605 amino acids. Gene Ontology annotation, biological process: pyruvate metabolic process; malate metabolic process. Gene Ontology annotation, cellular component: mitochondrion. The transcript has 15 exons.